CCCCUCGGAGGAGCUGCCCCACGCAGCCACCGGCCUCAGGAGAGCCUGGAGCCCGCCGAAGGGAGAAGCCAGCCGGGACUGGCAGGGCCGAGCCCGGAUCCGCUCGUGUGACAGGAGCCUCCCGGGAUCUCCUCCUUUUGCCUCCUGCGGGGAGAGCGAGGCGGACCGAGGGGGCGUCCGGGGCUGCCCUGGCCUGGACGGAGCUUCUCCUCGAAAUAGCCAGGGGGCUCGAGAAGAUCCGCAGCUGGACCUGCGGGGUUGCUUUUCUCUCUUCUUUCCAGAACAAACGGAGAGAUUUUUUUUAAAUUAGUUCUAUCAAACCCUCCAAUCUGAUAAGACUUCUAAAAAAGUUUUAUUUUGACCAUUUGACGCAGAGCCUGCUCCGGGGGAAGAAACUUCUCUUUACAGCUGGAGGAGAAAGGAAGCGGCCCUGCUUCUGGAAACAACCUGGAUUUGCUUCUGGGAUAACAGACACUUCCUGUACUGUUUUGGAAUAUACGAAUUCAAGGUCAGAGAGGAACAGGUUUGAGAGUAGCCCAGGGAAUCUAGACUUCUUUUUCUGUUGGGAACUGAUGUUGAAGAAGAGCUGACACGCCGAAAGCGGAAAGAUCUUCUUUGCCAGACGCAACAUGGACGCGUGGGCCAGAAUAGCCAUGUGGAUCCUUUGUGGCUUCCUUCUGCAGCAAGGACAAGGGGAGAGGCCCCCAGGCACCCACCUGGAUGAUGCCACAAUUGCAGAAUUCUGCCGCAUCGACCAGCCCUUGUGCCACGAUGAAGACGAACAGCUCAGCUUUGAAGCUGUCCUCAACAUCCACAAGCAGAUGGACGACGAUGCCAACGGUGAUGUGGACGUGGAGGAGAGUGACGAGUUCCUGAGAGAGGACUUGAAUUACCAUGACCCAACAGUCAAGCAUAGCACCUUCCAUGGGGAGGAUAAGCACAUUAGCGUUGAAGACCUUUGGAAGGCGUGGAAGGCAUCUGAAGUAUACAACUGGACUGUUGAUGAGGUCGUGCAGUGGCUGAUCACCUACGUAGAGCUGCCACAGUAUGAAGAGACCUUCAGGAAGCUGCAGCUCACUGGGCAUGCCAUGCCAAGGUUGGCAAUCACCAACGCCACCAUGACAGGAACUGUCCUGAAGAUGUCCGACAGGAGCCAUAGGCAGAAAUUGCAGCUCAAGGCCUUGGACACGGUCCUCUUUGGGCCGCCUCUUUUGACCCGUCAUAACCACUUGAAAGACUUCAUGCUGGUGGUGUCCAUUGUGAUUGGUGUGGGCGGCUGCUGGUUCGCUUACAUCCAGAACCGCUACUCAAAAGAGCACAUGAAGAAGAUGAUGAAGGACCUGGAAGGUCUCCACAGAGCUGAGCAGAGUCUUCACGACCUCCAGGAAAGGCUACAGAAGGCCCAGGAAGAGCACCGCACUGUGGAGGUAGAGAAGGUCUCCUUGGAGAAGAGGCUGCAGGACGAAAUCAGCAUCGCUAAGCAGGAAGCUCACAGGCUCCGGGAGCUGCGGGAAGGGACAGAGAACGAACUCAGCAGGCAGAAGUACGCGGAGCAGGAGCUGGAGCAGGUCCGCAUGGCACUCAAGAACGCAGAGAAGGAGCUGGAGUCACACAGCAGCUGGGCUGCCCCGGAGGCCCUGCAGAAGUGGCUGCAGCUGACCCACGAGGUGGAGGUGCAGUACUACAACAUCAAGAAGCAGAACGCGGAGAAGCAGCUGCUCUUGGCCAAGGAGGGGGCAGAAAAAAUUAAAAAGAAGCGCAACACUCUGUUUGGAACAUUCCAUGUUGCACACAGCUCAUCCCUGGACGACGUGGAUCAUAAAAUUUUAACUGCCAAGCAAGCACUGAGUGAGGUGACCGCGGCCUUGCGAGAGCGUCUUCAUCGCUGGCAGCAGAUAGAGAUGCUGUGUGGAUUCCAGAUCGUCGUCAAUCCAGGCAUCCACACGCUGGUGGCAGCCCUCAACAUCGACCCCACAUGGGUGGGCACUUCCGCGCGGCCGAACACCUCGCACUUCAUCAUGACCGAUGACGUGGACGAUCUGGAUGAAGAGAUAGUCUCUCCCAUGUCCAUGCAGUCACCGGCCCUGUCCAGCAGCAUACGCCAGCGCCUUGUGGACCCCCAGCAUUCCUUGGGAUCUCAGAGGUUGGUAGAGAGUCACCAGAGCACUGGCCAGGGCGAAUCGGGGCCGCCGGUCCACUACCUGCCUGGCAGGGUUACCCUGCGCCGAAUGCCCAGCCUCAGCGGCACCCAGCCUUUCGCCUCCGACGUCCAUGGCAGCAGCUCUGCCGCUGUUGCCAAUUCCGCCUCUGCCGCCUCCUCCGCCUCCUCCUCCUCUUCUGUGUCUCCGCCUUGCUCCUCCGCUGCGGGUCACUCGGCCUCCGCUGCUCCCCCUUGCCACGCAGUCCCCAUCCUUUACCAUCACACCAGCUCCUCUUACAUCCUGCAGAUGGAUGCCCUCCCCAACCUACCCCCUCCAGAUGUCACCUCCGGGACACGCUGUCAGGCCGAGAGCUCCGGAGAUUUAUCACACUCGGACUCAGACUCCUCCAUCCCUCACCUGGGUGACCACCAGCGCACCUCCAGCUCAGCCCCCAGGCUGCUGCCCUCUAGGUCUGCGCUCUUGAACAGGUCCACAGAUGAGGCAGCGGCUGCCUGCAGCCACCCGGCCCUCGGGGCUCCAUUCUCGAGGAGUGGCAGCAGCAACAGGCACAUGGAGCCUUCCUCCCUGCCAGAGCAGCUGCCCGAGAGCCCCAUUGUGAUGAAGAAAGUGAUGAUGCUGAACCACGGCCUGGAAAAGUCGUCCAGCCUGGGGGAGCUCAGCCAGUCCGCAACGGCCGGGGGCCGGCACGCCCCCCACUCCGACUCCUCCCGCUCGCACAGCCCCAGCUCCACAGAGCCCGACACCCCCUCGCCAACAUCCGACUCCCGGCCCAACCACGCCGGCAAGGGCAGCACCCGCAUCCCUCACUUGGCCUCCAAGAAGAACGGGGCAGGCGAGGAAGACAGCGGCUCCACGGGGGAGGAGACCGACUCUGGCCAGGGCAAGAAGAAGUUCCCGCUCAAGAUCUUCAAGAAGCCCAAGAAAUAGCCAGGGGGCGCAAGGAAGAGGGGAAACCCUAAUGGGACAAGACCCCCACCCACCGGCAAUGGGGCAGGGGAGGGAGAGCACCUUAGGGGCAGGGGCAUGCACCGGCCUCCCCCCCCCUGCCCCUCCCUCCCUCUGCUCCCCUUUCACAGCUGCUGGAGGAGGAGCUGGGUAAAGCCUAUUUAUUUCAUGACCUAGGCUGGCCGCCUUUCUCAUAUGUGCUGGAGAGGGAGACCGACCCUUGCUUCCGUGCAUGGCUUCAGAUAAACUCUCCCCCCCACCCCCUUUGCUCCACUGGAUCCACCCCCCCCGCUGUGUCCACAGUUUUCCUUGCCCCAGCAGCCCCUCGCCGCCCUGCAUGCCCAGGUUGCUCCUCUCCCGGUUCAGCUGUGAGUCCACGGCAGCAGCAGCGGAGUUUUUGAAUGUGGGGGUUGUUGCAUUGGGAGGGGGGGGGAAGCAGCCUUGCUCUGCUGUGACUCGGGUUUGGGGUGAAGGAGAGCUGUGCCUCCACCUUAGGGACUAGCCUCCUCACCUCAAGCAAUGGGAAGAAGGUGCAGCAACAGAGCUGCCCCUGGGAAGGGUUGGGAGAAAGGAGGUGAUUUCCGUCAGCCAGCAGCCUGGUAGCCCCUCAGGGGAAGGGAGGCAGGCAGGGCAGGACUUGCCGCUGUGCUGCUUCUGUCUCGGCCUCCUGCCCUGUGCUGCAUUUCACUCCUCGAGACUGUGGGCCCUUCUUUCCGCUGUGUGUGACGGAAAUAGGCAAAAGGGGCACAUUUAGCCGCAGCUCUGUGGGCCCAGAGGCCUUGAGGGUACAAAGAGCUGCCCCCGGAUCAAGGAGCACGGUUGGGGUCCUCCCAGCAGCAGCAGCAGCAGAGCACCACCCACCCCACCAGCGUGUCACCUCCUUCUCUAGGUAGGAAGAACAUCUCCUUUAGAGGAAGCUGCUGCCAGCAUGGCUUGGCUUGGCGGCUCCUCAUGGCAGCGGAUUGUUUGGGGUGAGCGGGGAUAGGGGGCGGCUCUGGCUUCAGCAGGAGGGGGCACCACGUUACCCAGCUGAAGAAACCUUUGCAGUAGCUCCCCCCCAAUGCACCUCUUGGUUGGUCUCCAUCUCCGGAGCAUCUGUGCUAGCGAGGUGGUGCCAACCUUGCAGGUGCUGCCUCCUUGUGAGAAAGGGGCGAGGUCAGAGUUGGCAUGCCUACCACUAGCCAACAGAGCCAACUCAUUUGCCUCGCUCGGCCUCCUCUGUGAGUAGCCCAGUGGAGGAGACCGCUUGCCUUCCCAGGUAGGGUGGCUCCUUUGGGGCUUGUGUAAGGGGGAGGCAGGAGAGAAGAGGGACUGCCCCUUGUUCCUGUCUUCCGUCUCCUUUGCACUUUAGAGUUAGGGUGAAAGUGGAGCAUUGGGGCUGCUAGUGCAACCGUUUGAUGGCUACACAGAGCUGCACAGGCACUUAG
This is a messenger RNA of Rhineura floridana, 4534 nucleotides long. RefSeq names its product stromal interaction molecule 1 (gene STIM1). Bases 630 to 3089 code for a protein of 819 amino acids. Gene Ontology annotation, biological process: intracellular calcium ion homeostasis; store-operated calcium entry; activation of store-operated calcium channel activity. NCBI's taxonomy places the organism in Eukaryota, Metazoa, Chordata, Lepidosauria, Squamata, Rhineuridae. The record is from RefSeq and is a predicted model, not a curated record. Gene Ontology annotation, molecular function: protein binding; calcium ion binding; calcium channel regulator activity. Gene Ontology annotation, cellular component: plasma membrane; endoplasmic reticulum. The transcript has 13 exons.